CUCACUGCUCAAAGUUCGCAGCUCAGAAACACUGCAAAAUAAAUAGAAAAUAAGAAAAUGCCAUACUGCCACUCACUUCAGUCACCCAUAAGAAACGACUGAGAGCGUUUACUUUUGUAUGAGUCUAUGCAUUGUUUCUUUUAGGAUAAUCCUGCAUAGUAUGCCUUUAAGUAUGUUAUAGUACAUGUGUAAACGUAGUCAUUUAUUUUUCAUCCCCGUCGGUUUUAUAACGUUACAUUCAUUAUAUGUUGUCCAGUAGGAAGUGGAAAUAAUCUCACAGUACUGUGUUUCUGCACGGACCACUGUCUAUGUAGUACCGGCUGUGCACAUGUGUAAACAAGGAGCUGGGUAACUUCUAGAAUCGGCAACGUUAUUACAGAUGAUGGGUUACCGGCAGAAACCUCAUGUCAUAGUUUAUUUAAGGUCUGAAAACAACAACAACAACAACAACAACAAAAACUACCCUUAAAAAAUAGAUUUUGAUCGAAAAUGGCGUCUUCAACGGUGCAAAGUGACAGCGACGACGGCAUGGACGAGUUUAUGGACAAAUUCAAGACCCAGAGAUAUAAAAAUGCCUUCAGUGUGGACAACUGGGAAGAGGAGUUUAAUAAAGUACCUAUGUUCAUGAAAACAGCCCCUGAAGAGAUUGACCCACAAAAAUACCCCGAACUAGCUUGUCUCCAGGCCAUAAUUCAUGAUGAAGACAGGCCUCCCGAGGAGCAAGCAAAGAGCCUGAAAGAUGAGGGGAAUGCGUUUUUCAAAGAGAAGAACUACCAAAAGGCCAUACUGUCCUACACAGCAGGUUUGAAGAAGAAAUGUGGUGACCAGGACCUCAGUGCUGUUCUUCUCACCAACCGGGCUGCAGCACACUUUCAUCUGGGUAACAUGCGCUCUGCAAUGAAUGAUGCUGCAGCUGCAAGGAAGAUCAAACCAGACCACCUCAAAGCCUUGAUCAGAGGAGCUCAGUGUUGUAUAGAGCUGCGUAACUUUUCAGAGGCCAUCCGGUGGUGUGAUGAGGGGCUGAAAGCCCAUCCCUCCGACAAGAAACUGCAGGAGCUGAGAGCUGCUGCAAAUAAACACAAGAGGGCAGCAGAGAGAGAUGCCAGGAGGGCCACAGCCAAAGAAAAAAAGCUGCAUGGUGAGAAAGAAGCUCUUCUGGCUGCUAUAGAGGAUCGAGGCAUCAAGCUUCUCCAGUCUGCAAAGCCUUCUCGGUGUGGUUCAGACAGUGAGGAUGAGGACGAAGGCUCCCCUGCAGCGAUUUCACAGCUGAGCCUGGACGGCCUCAGCUCUCAGGAGGCCACAGGAGCGCAGGUCUUCCUGGACGAGCAGGGCUCUCUGCACUGGCCUGUCCUCUUCCUCUAUCCUGAACACCAGCAGAGUGAUUUCAUCUCGGCUUUCUGUGAGAGCAGCUGUUUCGUUGAUCACCUGGCGGUCAUGUUUGGAGAAGGGCUCCCACCUUGGGACACGGACAGAAAAUACCACCCACAAAAUCUGCAGCUGUACUUUGAAGAUGAAGAGAAGGAGUCACUCUACCAAGUAAACCCAGAGACGUCACUUUUAAGAGUUUUGCAGCAUAAAAGGUUUUUUGUUAAGGCAGGCACUCCCAGCUUCAUCGUUUUGGUAAAUGGCUCGCCAUUCAGAAAGCAGUUUUUAACAGGAAAGAAAAUACAUGGAUUGUAAAAACAUGGGCCUUCAAAUCUUGGACUUUUAAUACACAAAACUCUCUUUUCAACCCCAAAAGACUGACUUUGUUUUCGAAAAGAAAACACCAUGGCAAAUAUGUGUCUACACCAAAUAUCAGUGUAAAUGAAUAGAAAAUAAAUGAGUUCUCUAAAAGUUAUGCAUGUGGAUUCUUUGUGUAUCUUGUCUGUUCAAAGAUAAAAACGCAGAUUGAAAACAAUGGAAAGGAUUUUGUCCAAGUGCUUGACCAAGUGUUUGAAACUAAACAUUAAAAUAGGACUGUUUGAGUCCCUUCCUAAACAGUACAGUAUGUCCCUGAAUCUGGUUCUUGAAGUCUCAGUAUUGAUCAACAACAAAAGCAAUGAAUCAUAAGUUUAGCUUUAUUAUCCACCAAGGACAUUAAUUUGGACUUCAUUAUUAAACUUUAUUUCUUCAGUAAUGCUUGACAAAGGACUGAGUUGAAUGUGAAAGCAAGAGGUGUGAAUAAGUUUUAGAAGGAAAUUUCCUGACAUUUAUGACUGUUGCAUACUGAUGAAUACUACACAGAUGAAAAAUGUGUGACAGUGAUUACAGGAGAAAUGACUUUCUUCUUCCAAAGUGGUUUACCUGGUUAUGAGUUCGGAUGAAUUAGUCGGUGUACAUUAAGCAACUUUUCUAGCAGUGUCAGCACGUCUUCC
This is a messenger RNA of Xiphias gladius (swordfish), 2357 nucleotides long. It is a transcript of the gene ttc4, whose product is annotated as tetratricopeptide repeat domain 4. NCBI's taxonomy places the organism in Eukaryota, Metazoa, Chordata, Actinopteri, Istiophoriformes, Xiphiidae. Gene Ontology annotation, molecular function: Hsp90 protein binding. The record is from RefSeq and is a predicted model, not a curated record. The coding region runs from base 490 to 1680 and encodes 396 amino acids. The transcript is spliced from 10 exons.